AUGCGCUGGGCGGUGACGCGAAAGGUUUGUUCUCUUGAUAAAGCAACAUCAUUGUCUGCAAAGAUUGACAAGUCCCAGCUCCCGCAACUACAGGAAAUCUGUCUCUUUUGCGCCUUCAGACAUGGCGUAGAAGCCCGUGUUGCAAAUCCCACCCGACAGCAACGUCAGAUUUAUACCUCGAGUGCUCCUUCACGACGUCCGGCUGGAGCUGCGGCAGCUCGUGCUGAAGAGGAGGACGACGACUUAGCAUCCUCCCUGCCUGCACCUGCGCCAAAAAGAGAGCUGCAGGGUUGGAGAUGUCGAUGCAGCCACGUUAACGCAACACAUCGAUUAGAAUGUACAAUAUGUCUGAGUCCACGCCCACAAAAGCUGGAACAUGCCUACAAAGAAAAUGGGCCCCCUCCGAAGCCUUCAUCCUCCUCCAUCCAAAGCUCACGAUCUGCUUCUGGCUCGGGGGAGCAAUCGGUCCCACUGGCAAGAUCACGCAAUUUUUUGGAGUUCAAUUCUCAACCAAUUCUUGACCAAGCUAGAUUUUCGUUUCAACAACCUGAGCGUAAUUCACUCCAGGAGUCACGAUCCUAUCCGCGAAGAAACCAGCCCACUCACCGCGACGGCUCGCGGAGAGAAAGAAAUGGCUCGAACAAAUCUAUGGCUAGAAAUACACGAGAUGCUUCAGCUUCCCAGAAUGGGCCGCGAAUCAAAUUCAUAAUGGGAGAUAGACGUGAGCCACCUGCCCCCGCAUUACAAACAUCAACGACAGGGCCCAGAUCUACUUCUUGGAGACCUUUUGCCCACAAUAACCACCCCUCGGGUGAUGAACAACCAGAAAGAACUGGAAGUGCCAUCGAUGGAGCGGAAGCCAGCCAGAGGACGAAUGCGGACGCUGCAUUCGGGGAAAGAUUUGGAUCUAGACGGCCUCGUGGCGACUUUCAAAGGCGAUAUGAUGAGGGGCUCCAGGUUAGAGCUGGGCCAAGACAAGGCCGCUUCCGGCGCUUUCGGGAGGAUACCUCAAACGAAGCUUCCCACGAUUCGCCGCAAUCAGCCACCGUCGACGAAGACUUUGUUGAAAUUUCGGAAUCCGAGCCAUCUCUACAGACCGAGGAAGAGUCUCCUUCACGAAGGGCCAGAAAAGAUAAAGACGCAGAUAGAAGAAGCAGAGUUUAUGACGUCGAAUCAGCAGAACCAUUCACCACCUCUCAAAUGGCCAGCUCUCCGACUGGAAAAAGGAGGAGCAUUCCAAGGCUGAGCACUCCAGAUUUUGAUCCAGAUGAGGUCGAAGAGUAUCUCGACGAGAGGAGGCGGGGGAAGAAAAAUAAAAACAAGAAAGAACAGGCUCACCUAACCGAACGACCUGAAAUUCGAUUACCGGAAUUUAUUAGCGUGGAGAAGUUAGCCCAAAGCCUCAAGGUUAGGCUGCAUGACUUUUUGGAAAAAUUGGAAGAGGAAGGGUUCGAAGGGGCUCGCUACGAUCAUCUCCUCGACUCUGAAACUUCCGCUAUAUUUGCCGAAAUUUAUGGAUACGAACCCGUCAUCAGCACGAUUAACGAGACUCGCGAUUUGGUAGCACGACCACCGGCAGAAAAUCCGUCCCUGUUGCCACCGCGGCCACCGAUUGUCACCAUCAUGGGUCACGUUGACCACGGCAAAACCACACUCCUUGAUUAUUUCAGAAAAUCAAGCCUGGUUGCGAGAGAACAUGGUGGCAUCACUCAACAUAUCGGAGCCUUCUCCGUGACAAUGCCUGGAUCAGAACGCAAUAUUACUUUCCUAGACACCCCCGGACAUGCUGCCUUCCUAGAAAUGCGUCGACGAGGUGCCCAUGUCACCGAUAUAGUGGUCUUAGUAGUAGCUGCAGAUGACAGUGUCAAGGCUCAGACGAUUGAAGCCAUCAAGCAUGCACUUGAGGCCAAAGUGCACAUGAUCGUGGCGGUCAACAAGAUCGACAAAGAAGAUGCCAACAUUGAACGCGUGAAGCAAGACCUAGUUCGACACGGCAUUGUCGUGGAGGAUUUUGGCGGCGAGUAUCAGGCCAUUCCUGUUAGCGGAAAAACAGGUCGCGGCAUGGCUGAUCUGGAGGAGGCAAUUUUGACCCUCGCUGAUGUUGCCGACUUCCGAGCCGAAAAGGACGGACCGGCCGAAGGAUGGAUUAUUGAGAGUGCAAUCGGUUCGUCUGGUCGCGUCGCCACGGUCUUGGUACGUCGUGGAACCUUGAGACCGGGAGACUUCAUCGUUGCCGGUACUACUUGGGCUCGUGUGAGGACUCUACGCAAUGAUGCGGGUCAGUUGAUACAGGAGGCACCUCCAGGUACACCAGUUCAAAUCGACGGUUGGCGGGAGGGUGAUCCAAUGGCUGGUUUGGAGGUGCUCCAGGCUGAAAGUGAGCGGCAAGCUAAAGAUGCGGUGGCCGUCCGUCAAGAGAGGGAAGAAGCGGCUCGGGCCAUCGACAAUAUGACCACAAUCAAUGCUACGCGCGCAGAAGAAGCAGAGGCUCGUGCUAAAGUAUUGGAAUGGGAAAAAGAACAGGGAUAUCUGGACAUGAGGGUAUCAAGACGUCCCAAGGAUAAUGAAGGCUGGGUUGAGAAAGAAUCAUCGGGUCCUCAACAAGUUCAUUUUGUUGUUAAAGCCGACGUGGCUGGGAGUGUUGAAGCCAUUGUUACUGCCGUCAAUGCGAUCGGCAACAAUGAAAUUGUGGCGAACGUCAUCCACAGUGGCACCGGUGAACUUACAGAAUCCGAUAUCAAGCACCUUGCCGCCACGGGCGAAGUGGGCUAUGCGAUCACAUUCAAUCAACCAGUAGACAACUCUAUCCGGCGACUUGCGGAGGCGACGAAUCUUGGUAUCCUCAACCACAACGUUAUUUACAAAAUUACCGACGAUGUCAAAGAAAAGUUAUCCGCACAAUUGCCUCCAAUCGUGACUCAACGGGUGUUGGGAGAAGCGGAGAUUGGAGAGAUAUUUGAGAUCAACAUCAAACGAGGGAUCCUGAAAAUUGCUGGAUGCCGAGUGACUAACGGUAUCAUUCGCCGCUCUGAGAAGAUUCGAGUUCUCAGAAACGGCGAAGUGGUCUACACGGGCAUGCUCAACUCGUUUAAGAACAUCAAAAAGGAUGUGACGGAGAUGCGAAAAGGGUCUGAAUGUGGCAUGGGCUUUGAGAAUUGGGACGGCUUCCAAGUGGGUGAUCAGGUUCAGUCAUUUGAGGAGCAGAAAGAAGCCCGGAAACUAUACUAG
Messenger RNA from Rhinocladiella mackenziei CBS 650.93, 3228 nucleotides. Its product is annotated as translation initiation factor IF-2. Gene Ontology annotation, molecular function: GTP binding; GTPase activity; translation initiation factor activity. Lineage: Eukaryota; Fungi; Ascomycota; Eurotiomycetes; Chaetothyriales; Herpotrichiellaceae. Gene Ontology annotation, biological process: translational initiation. The transcript is spliced from 2 exons. The record is from RefSeq and is a predicted model, not a curated record. The coding region runs from base 1 to 3228 and encodes 1075 amino acids.